CGCGGGGUUUGCUUGUCUCAUUAAGUUAAAAUUUGAUUUUUGCAUCCGCCAUUUUGAAAAAUGGCGAAGAAGUUUUUCCAUUUGUUCUUUAUUGGAUUUAUUCUGGAAUGGUUCCGUGGGGACUGCAUCAUCCUGGUGAUCCCUGAAGAUGUGCCAGCUGGAUUUGCAGCUAUAUAUGGCUUCUCUCCACGACUUAUGAUUGGCAAAGAUCACCGCUUCGGCUUCGGGUUCCGGUUCGGCAACCACGCCGACUUCCAGGUCAUGUACGAGCUUGGACCACAGACCAUCACCAGACCUCUGCAGCCAGUCGCUUAUAAGACGAGAUCGGCAGCUUACCGCCAGAGCGAGGUAAAAAGGCGCCCUCUACUGCAGUUCUUAAUCAACCUCGGUCUCGUGAAGCAAGUCUCGUACAACUACAACGUGGACGACGACAAUGAAGUCGAUAAUGAGCCCAGAUAAUAUCCACGAGGGCUACGCUUGAAUGAGUAUUAGUUGCUUAGUAUUUUACUGUUUUUUAGAUUAUAUAUUAUGACUUUUUCAGUGUGAAAUAUAAUCAUUAACGUUUGUAUUUAAAUAUAAUAAAACAAAUGUUAAUAAGUACAUUUAGUAGUUGUCUACGCCAGUACACCACAACACUAGGCACGUCCCGCCCGCGACCCCUCGCGCGGUAGCCAAUGGCUAUCGUACACGACAAUUUAAAUUUUAUUCCUGCGCGCGCACUACAAAUCUAGAUUUUUCUAUUGUUUAUUCCUGUGAUUCGAUUUCUGUUUUUUCAUUAUACCAAUUUGUAAGAACAAAGAAAAAUAUAAUUAUCUAAUUCUUAGCUCCAAGUAUUUUAUUUUAACUACCUAUUAGUUCCGUAACGAACAGUAGUGUUUAUUUAAUGGUUGUCGCAAAUAGGAU
Molecule: messenger RNA, 903 nt
Organism: Plodia interpunctella (Indianmeal moth)
Lineage: Eukaryota; Metazoa; Arthropoda; Insecta; Lepidoptera; Pyralidae
Exons: 4
Coding region: 61-459 (132 amino acids)
Source: RefSeq, a predicted model, not a curated record